Messenger RNA from Cokeromyces recurvatus, 1763 nucleotides. Its product is annotated as Six-hairpin glycosidase-like protein. Gene Ontology annotation, biological process: carbohydrate metabolic process. Bases 50 to 1699 code for a protein of 549 amino acids. Gene Ontology annotation, molecular function: hydrolase activity, hydrolyzing O-glycosyl compounds. The transcript has 4 exons. The record is from RefSeq and is a predicted model, not a curated record. Lineage: Eukaryota; Fungi; Mucoromycota; Mucoromycetes; Mucorales; Mucoraceae.
UUUUUUUUUUUUGGAUAAAAUAAAAUUGUAGAUUAUUUACAUACGAAAUAUGCGACUCUUUUCUAUAUUUUUGAAUAGUAUUGUUGUUAUCAUUGGCACAGUGUGUGCUCAAGAAGAAACAUUGAUAACAGAUGGACCCUUAAACCCUCCUGGAGUGACGGGCAAUGUUCAUUAUGCAAAUUUAAUGAACGUUUCCUUAUGGUUUUAUGAAGCACAACGUAGUGGCAAACUGCCUUCUAAUAAUAGAGUUACCUGGCGAUCCAAUUCUGGUUUAUUAGAUGGACGUGAUAAUAACGUUGAUUUAACAGGUGGUUAUUAUGAUGCAGGAGAUUAUUUAAAAUUUUCUUUACCAUUGUCUUAUUCUUUAACCAUCGUUUCUUGGGGAGCGAUCACUUGGUUUGAUGGUUAUCAGAAAGCAAAUCAAGUGAAUUAUUUAUCAGAUAUGAUGAAAUGGGGUACUGAUUGGAUCUUGAAAGCGCAUCCUAAUGCAAAUACAUUUUAUGUCCAAGUAGGUGAUGGAAAUAUUGAUAAUAAUUAUUGGGGUCCUGAUACAAACAUUCCAACACCUCGACCGUCGUACCAAGUAAAUCGAACAGCGAUCGGCACAGACGCAGUUGCAAUCUCUGCUGCAGCCUUAGCAUCAGCCUCAUACUUAUUUAGAAAUUAUCUUAAUAAUACAGAUUAUGCAAGUACCUUGUUAUCUGGGGCUACCUCUCUUUUUAAUUUAGCAGAUACGGCUACGCCUCGUAAUGUCUAUACAAAUGCAAUUCCUGCUAUCUCUGAUUAUUAUGCUACAAAUAAUUAUACAAGUCAAUUAACCUUUGCUGCUCUUUGGAUGUAUAAAGCGACCGGCAAUGAUACUUAUCGUCUUAAGGCCUCUGAUUAUUUUGAUCAGUUUAAUCUAUCAAGGACUCCAGUUGGGAUUAUGGAUUGGAGUGAUCAAACAAACGGAGUCUAUGUGUUGGGUGCAGAGUUAGAUGCGAAUAAUACAAAAUAUGCAACAGCAGCCAAGAACAUGUUAGAGACAAUCAUUCGUGACGCAGGUCCAUCUCCCUCACCUUGUUCUUAUACAAAGGGAGGUCUCUUAUGGUGCGAUGGCUAUAGUGACGAAAAUUCCCUUGUCCCCGCUCAAGAUAUGGCUCUCUUGGCUCUACUCUAUAGUCGAUUACAUCCAUCUGAAGAAUAUACGAAAUUUGCUGAAAGACAGAUUGCUUAUCUUCUUGGUGAUAAUUUCAUGCUAACCCCUUAUGUCUGUGGUAUUCACAUGAAUUCGCCCCGUAACCCACAUCAUGCUGGUGCCUCGGGAGGUACAGACAUUAGUAACAUUAAUUCUUCUCCACCUGAGGAAAAAUAUAUCUUAUAUGGCGCCGUUGUGGGCGGUCCUGAUAAGGGAGAUCGAUUUUAUGAUAUACGUAAUGAUUAUGCUCAAACUGAGGUCGCACUUGAUUACAAUGCACCAUUUCAAGGUUUAAUCGCAUAUCAAUUAAGUGUCAAUGCAUCAGAUCCUCCUUAUGUAACCAUUACUCGACCCAGACCUUAUGUUCGUCCUGGCUUCAAGAUGCCUGGAUGGCUUAUUGCUGUCAUUGUUGUUUGUGUUGUCUUUGUCAUUGCUCUUACAAGUUAUAUUUGUUGGUGGAAACGUGGCUGUGGUCUCUUUAGUAAAAAGAAGAGAGGUUAUGAUAAAGCAGUUGCUGUAUAGUAUAAUACAUACAUGUAUAUUUAUAAGGAAAUAUAAUAGAAAAAAAAAAAAAAACUCAUUCCCC